Molecule: messenger RNA, 700 nt
Organism: Folsomia candida
Lineage: Eukaryota; Metazoa; Arthropoda; Collembola; Entomobryomorpha; Isotomidae
Product: A-kinase anchor protein 14
Exons: 2
Coding region: 141-602 (153 amino acids)
Source: RefSeq, a predicted model, not a curated record
AUAUCGUUUCGCUUGUUAAGAAGAGAAACAAAUAUUUUAUUUCUAUAAAAGGCUCCACUCUUUCCUUCACAUCUUCACAGUAACAGCAUACCUCACUUUUCCUGACCAAAAGUACAAAAAUCUUCCUACAAAAAAUCAUCAUGCAAAACAUCAUCUUCACCUUGUUGGCGACUGUCGCUCUUUCUUCCGCUGGAGGAAUCCAAGGCUCUUACCAAGCCCAGUACACCCAGCAUUCCCACGCCGUGGUGGCCCAUGCUGCCCCCAUCGUCCACGCCGCACCAGUUCUUCACGCUGCCCCCGUCGUGCACCACGCCGUCGCCACCCCGGUCGUCCGAUCCGUCGCUGUCGUCCCAUCCGCAUACGCCUCGACUUACGCUUACCGCGCUCCAGCCGCCAAGGUCCUCGCCGUAGCGCACGCUCAACCCAUCGUGUACGCUCAACCACGACCAAUCAUCCGAACGGCCGUCGUCGCUCCAUACGCGCCCGCUUUCCGUGUCGCCACUCCAGUCGUUCACCACGCCACGGUUGCCCACGCCCCACUUGUUCAUCACGCGGUCGCAGCACCAGCCGUUGUUGCGCAUCAUGGCGCUUAUUUCCAUUAAGGAAAACUACUAAUUUAUGUACAACAUUAGGAAACGAUUCGUAAAAAAUAUGUAUGAGAUUUGGUCUGAAGAAAAUAAAAUUCGAGAGUCUAAUUCAA